AUGGCGGAUAAUAUCCCACUGGGACUGUUGGAAGCUUGUGUAGUUCUAGGACCAUCCAGUGAUCGUCUGAAGGAGCUUUGUGAGGCUCAGUUGCAAGCUAAAGUAAAGGAGCUUCCAAUUUUGGAGGCAGAGGUGCUGCAGGUUCAUGCUCCUCCAUUUGUGAAUAAGGAGAGUGCGAGUGACGAACACACUCCGGCCUUCAGUCGAGUCCACAGGAGACGCUCCUUUUUGAAGAAGAAGAGGGACAGACCAGCCAAUUCCUCUAGCAAUGAGUCCAAAACCCUGGCCAGCGAUCCUAGUGUGCCUAAAGACAUUGACCUCAUUGCCCUGCCUCAGCUCUGUUUUCCAGGUGGGUUGAGAGUAGUCAGUGAGAUUAAGGAAGACUCUUAUCACUUCCUGGUGUUCACGGACGUCUUUGGGAACCAAACACAUGGCGUAGUGGUUCAGUAUUGCAAACCCAUACAGUUUUCUUUAGACAGGACAGUAUUUAAAAAUGGCCACCUUUCAUCCAAACCCCCACGGCUGUACACUUUCUAUGGCAUCUGUGUUAUCUCCAAACACCCUUACUACAACGCUCUCAGAGACUGCCUAUCCUCAUUCCUGCUUCAGCUAAAGACUUGCCGCAUAUCUGAGUUUGAGGAGCAAGUGAAGGAAUUCUCAGCCAAACUGGCCCUGGUGUCUAUUCCACCGCCUGGUCAGCUGCAAGUGGCCUUCAACCUGAAACCCCUGGAGAUCAUUCUUUCACCCAGAGAAGACAUCGACCAUCCCACUGUAGACCUGGACCUACAUCUACCCUUCCUGUGCUUUAGACCUGAGCAGAUAUUACAGGUGAUCUGUAGCAUCCUGACUGAACAGAAGGUGGUGUUUUUUUCUUCGGACUGGGCAAGGCUCACACUGGUGGCUGAGUGUUUUAUGCUUUUCAUUUACCCGCUGCGCUGGCAGCACCCAUUUGUGCCUGUUCUUUCUCAACAAAUGCUGGACUUCCUAAUGGCUCCUACUGCGUUCCUGAUGGGCUGCCACCAGCAGCACUUUGACGAGGUGGCUACGGAGACAGAUGACCUGAUCCGAAUUGAUAUUGAUAGUGGAACAGUUUCUUCCUUAUGUCCAGAGGACCUGCCAGAUGUGCCGUUAGCUGCCACAGAGUGUUUUAAAAGACGAGUAGCGGGGCUGCAGAUUCACUAUGACUUGGAGUUGUGCCGACAGGGCAGCAGCACAGAUGUGACUCAAGUGCGGGAGCACAGGAGGCAGUGGCAACGACAGCUCAACUCAGAGAUACUUAAUAUCACUCUUGAGUUAAUUGUCAACAUCUUCAGGGAGGUUCAUGAUCACUUAAACUAUGAGCACCGGGUUUUCAACAGUGAGGAAUUUCUCAGGUCCCAAGAGCCAGAAGAUCAACUGUUUUACCGGAAGGUUUUAGACACGCACAUAUUCCACUCUUUUCUGCGGGAUCGUCUCAAUAGAAAGAUGGAUGCCUUUGCACGCAUGGAGUUAAAUACUCGUUCAGAAGCAUACAGGCUGAGGACCAUGUCAGAGUCUCCACGGAGGCCCAUAAUGGAAGAGAUGUCACGCAAGCACCCUGAUAUUCGGUUACGUAAAAAGCUGGGCAUGAGUCUUCCCAACCUAGUGGAGGAGUGUUCUCUAAAGGGUCCCUUCCGCCAGCUCUCCUUUCAAAAGUGUAACAUAGGAACCACGUCGAAGACAGAUUUCCAAAAGCCAUUUAAGACAUUCAAACUUCCAGAAUUUCCUCCUCCAUUGGCCUAUCAUUAUGUUCAGAACUACUAUUUAGACCUGAUCAACCAGCUGGGCAAAGCCAUCACUACAGCGACCCCUGAGGACUCUGCACUUCUAGCACGUUACUAUUACCUUCGUGGCAUGGUAAAUACUGUUGCUGGGAAAAGGCUGGAUGCUCUGACGGACUUCCAGAGCCUCUACAGGACAGAUACAGACAUCUUCCCAACAGAGCUGGUAACAGCAUUAGCAGACUGUUUAAAGAAAGAAGAGCGGCGAGUGGCAGAGGAGCGGCCUGAGCUGAAACGCCUUAUCAGCCAGGUGAAGAAAAGCCAGGACGGCAAUCGCGAUGGCGGCUCUGUCAAGAAGUUUGAGCUCCCACGCACACACAUGCUUCUGGAUGACUUUGUUCGACGUGUGCAGGAGUCUGGCAUUGUUAAGGAUCUGGGCACCAUCCAGCGCCUGUUCCAAGCUCUUACAGUGGGUCAACAGAAGCAGGUGGACCCUGAGGUCUUCCGUUUCUUCUACACCAUAUGGAAGGAGACUGAGGCUGAAGCUCAGGAUGUGGAUUUGCCUGCUGCCGUGCUGGAGCACCUAGAGGCUAACGAGUGUGUGUACAAGCUAUCCUCAUCUGUAAAGACCAGCCAUGGGGUGGGCAAGAUCGCCAUGACCCAGCGUCGGCUCUUCCUGCUCACUGAGGGACGACCUGGUUAUGUUGAGGUCACCAAGUUCAGAGAUAUUGAGGAAGUGAAGAUAUCAUCUGCUCCUUUACUUCUUCUGAGGAUUCCUUCUUUAAAGAUUAAGACUAGCCUGAGGAAGGAGAGUUUUGAAGCUAACCUGAAAUCUGAGUGUGAUCUUUGGCACCUGAUGAUUAAAGAGAUGUGGGCAGGGAGAAAAAUGGCAGAUGAACACAAGGACCCCCAGUACAUGCAGCAGGCUUUAUCCAAUGCUCUGUUAAUGGAUGCUGUGGUUGGAUGUCUCCAGUCUCAAAAAGCGAUUUAUGCCGCUUCUAAACUGGCCUACUUUGACAUGAUGAAGAGAGAAGUACCAAUGAUGGUCCCCAAAACAACAUCUGAGACCCUAAAGCAUAAAAUCAACCCCUGUCUGGACCUGACCUCUCCUCAAGCUGUGGACAUUCUGUUCUACACUCCAGGAGAACUAGGUGCAGUAGGGUUAGACGGUGGUGGAUAUCCAAAACUUUGGUGUGCUUUGAGUGAUGGAAAGGUGGUGGUGUUUGACGCCGCCAGCUGGUCAAUGCAGCAGAACCGCAUUCAAGUGGGGAGCUCCCGCCUGAAUUGCAUGCUUAGAGUGGAUCAGCAGCAGCUCUGGAUCGGAUCUCAGGACUCAGUCAUUUACAUAAUUAAUCCAAACAGUAUGUCCUGUAAUAAACAGCUAACAGAGCACCGUGCUGAGGUAACCGGCCUCGCCCUGGAGGAAAGACCUGACAAGUUCAGCCAUUUGUUGGCGUACUCAUGCAGUAUAGAUGGUACAGUGAUUGUCUGGGACGUAGCCACACUGCAGAAGAAACGUGACAUUCAUCUAAACUGUAACAGACUGCAGUGUCUUCAGAUCCACGGCGGUAAACUAUGGUGCUGUGCGCAGGAUUGUGUGAUGGAGGUGCUCCGGACUGGCACAGUGCACCGCAGGAUGUCUCUUCCCAAUCACCCGCAGGGAUUAUCAAGCUCUUACAGCAGCUUUUUGGUGUUUAAUGAGAGAAUGCAGAUAUGGACCAGCUGUGCAGACACCGGUGAGUUGUGUGUGUGGCACCUUAGUGACCUGAAGAGGCCAUUCCAGAGAAUCCAGCUGCCUGACUGCGCUGGUGUCAACAGCAUGAUUAAAGUCAAGAACCAGAUUUGGGUGGGUGGCCACAGUCAGAAUGGUGGAAAAUCUCGGGGAAAGAUCUAUGUGUUGGACAUGGAGCGCCACCUGGUGGAGAAGGAGCUGCAGGCACAUUCGGAUGCUGUACAGACCCUGUGUUCAGCAGAGGACCGUUACGUUCUCAGUGGUGCUGCUGCUCUGGAUGGAAAGAUUGCUAUCUGGAAAGUGGAGUAGUAUCAAGAGUGAAUUAUGGGUUCCUCCUAAAGAAGCACUUUAGCUUUACUGCGUUACACAUGUGAGCUCAAUAACCGUUUUACCAUCUGUGGUUAUCAGCAGACGUGUUAUGGGUAAAGGAGUCUGAAUUAAUAGAAUGAAAUGGGAUUAUGAUUAUAAAUAUUGGGAGGUUUUUAUAUUAGUCUUAUGAAAGACAUAUUUUAAAAAGGCACACACAAAUACCGUACAUAUAAAUGUUUAUAUGAUGUUUUUACUUGUUUUUAAUCUAAUCUAUAUGUAAGCAUUUUCUUCCUCACUUUUUACUAUUAUCAGUAUUUAUUUAUCAUUAUAUCCAGUACUUACUGCCCUAUCUGUACCUAAUGUGUUGUUUCAUGCCAUAGAUAUGAAACUAUAUCAUGUUUGUAAAUGAUUUUAUUUCUUCUAUGCUGGUAUAUAUAUAUUAAGGUGUCAUGUUAUAUAAUAUAAAUAUGUU
Molecule: messenger RNA, 4252 nt
Organism: Trichomycterus rosablanca
Lineage: Eukaryota; Metazoa; Chordata; Actinopteri; Siluriformes; Trichomycteridae
Gene: dennd3a
Product: DENN/MADD domain containing 3a
Exons: 23
Coding region: 1-3780 (1259 amino acids)
Biological process (GO): regulation of Rab protein signal transduction
Cellular component (GO): cytoplasmic vesicle
Molecular function (GO): protein binding
Source: RefSeq, a predicted model, not a curated record